AGAAAUAAAUAAACAAAACCGAAAUCCCAAUCUCUAAAUUCUAUUUUCUAAUAUUGUUAUAUCUUUAUCAUUAUGCAUUGCUAUUGAUCUAGUAUUUAAUAUAUUUGUCUUUGUAAAACAGAAAUAAUGGCUUCAAAUGAAGAAGAAGAAAGUUUAAAAACAGCAGAAACAGUAGAUUGGGAUGUAGAUAUGGAAAUUCAAUUAUUCUACGCGAUGGCCGAUCACAAGCCGGUCGGCAUAGAUAAACAUUUCCACAUGGCUUGCAUUUGGGAAAAACUAUCCAAUUCUAUUACCAAAGAAAUAACUACUGAGGAUAUUUGGAAGCAUUUGAGUACUUUGUACGAUACUGCUUUGCUUGAUGAGACAGAGCCAAUCCCCUUUCCAAAUCAUGAAGUUGAUUUCAGUUUACCAGAAGAUGAGUAUGGGUAUUUGAUGAAACAGAAGUGCAAGGAUCUCGGUGAAGAGAAUGAAGAUGCAAGAAGUAUAUCUCCAAAACCGGCACCUAGAAGCAACUCAAGGGGAACCUCUUCAAAGGAUGGUACUCCUAAAGGUCGAAAGGACAGCAUUAGCUCUUUAGCAACCAAGUCGAGGAAGGAGAGUGCAAGUUCCCAUGCAUCUACAGACACAACCAGUAUUAAAUCGGAGAAAGAUUAUGAACGAAGAAGAGACUCACGUGAUUCGAACGCAUCUGGGCCUAGGGAUGGCUCUGGCAGCAGAAAGUCAACCUCGCAGAAAGAUAAAUCUAUCAAAAAUAAAAUUAUUGCACCUACAGAUGAUGACUCAAGCUCACGACGCUGCAGAAGACGAGCGAAUACAUCGACACCACCAAAUAUUACACCGGCAAAACGUAGACGUAUUUGAAUGCCUCAUUCAUACCAUCAGUUUUUCUGACAUACACAAUAUAACUCAUAUUGUCUAUGAUAUAAACAGACAAGACUCAUGCGAUAGAGUAAAUAGCACCCACAGGUAAUAUCCGUUUGGUUUAAUAGUUGUCUUUUAAGCAAAGGCAGGAUCGGCGGAAUGCUGUCCAUGUGUUAUCUGUUAUAUAUAUAGCCAAUAGUCUUUGUAAAUAUGCAUUAAGAUUACUGAUAAAUAAAGCUAAGAUAAAUCUCA
Messenger RNA from Leptidea sinapis, 1113 nucleotides. RefSeq names its product MRG/MORF4L-binding protein (gene MrgBP). The transcript has 5 exons. Gene Ontology annotation, cellular component: nucleus; NuA4 histone acetyltransferase complex. Lineage: Eukaryota; Metazoa; Arthropoda; Insecta; Lepidoptera; Pieridae. Bases 127 to 861 code for a protein of 244 amino acids. The record is from RefSeq and is a predicted model, not a curated record. Gene Ontology annotation, biological process: regulation of transcription by RNA polymerase II.